AAUUUACAAAUAUCAGAGGCUAAAAUUACACCAAAAUCAGAACUGCAACCUGCAUCCUACUCUUUCCGUUCUGGGCAAGCGACGUCACUUAUGUUCAAAUCCAUUUCUUCGAACUCAACUUCUUUAGACAGGAAAAGAACUAGAACUUUGGGUUUGUUUCCUUCAAGUCAACAAGCUUCUGCUUCGUAUGUUAUGCGAACUUCUACAGGUAUUACUGCUUCUCCGUCUCCGUCUCCUAGAUUGAUGGUAAACAGAAGUAGAAAAGUUUCUAAUGCUCCUGUGGAUCUAUCUUCUCAUAUGUCAUUUGGUGGUUUAAAAAGUGGUGAAAAUGAUGACGAAAAUGAAGAGUCAUCAUUUAAUGUGAAGCGUGGUGAGAAUAUUGAAAUAUUGUUUAACUUCUUGAGAUUACAAUCAUAUGAUGGAAAGUUUUUAGCCAGUAAAGAGUUUUAUAAGUAUUUUGAUGAUAGUGGAGUUAAAAUUAAUAGUAAUUUGAAAAAAAGUAUUCCUAAAGUAGAGGAAGAAAAUAAACAUAUCAAAGAAGAAAUUUGGACGACAUCAAUUGCCAUAAAGUAUUUGGAAAUUGUGCUGUUUCCCAAAUUUAAAGAAGAAAGUGAGAUUUGCUUUGAGAAAGCAACAAAAGUUUUAAAGAAACUAGUGAUGGAAAAUGGAGAUGGAUGUAAAGGAAAUAAUUCGGAGGAAAAAGUUAAUUGGGUUUUAGAAAAAGCCGAAGAAUGGAUUACAAAAUGGGUUAAUGAAGGUUAA
Molecule: messenger RNA, 762 nt
Organism: Diversispora eburnea
Lineage: Eukaryota; Fungi; Glomeromycota; Glomeromycetes; Diversisporales; Diversisporaceae
Source: the annotation of a GenBank genome assembly